AGAACAAUAUUUCGCUCUCACUCCAGCCCGAUCACAAUGCCGCAUCUUUUCAGUUUAAAUCUGAAACCCUAACUCUCCAGUAGAUCAUAGAUCCCAUAAUUCAUUCACACUAAUACAUUGGGGUUUAUGAAACAGAUCGAUUGAAAAUUUCCAGCAUUCUGUUCGUUUUCCCUGCAAGUGUUAUCGGAAGAAUUCGCAUAUUUCAGAGUGUAGAUAUUGUUACUGUACUGAAUCGCUGUUAUGGCUGGGUAUUAUAAUAACCCGUUUGAUGAAGAAGAAGCAGAACAAGCCAAUCCGUUUGCGGACCAAAGAACUCGAGGCACAGCUCAAUCAAAUUAUGGUAGCGGUCCAUUUUAUAUGACAAAUCAUGGGACUGUUCCACCUGCAUCAAACUCAACUAUCUCUCCUCUUCCACAUGAACGGGCUGGCUAUGAGUUUCGGAAUACGGCGGAUAUUCCUAUUGAUAGUGCCAAGAUGCAGGAUUUAAAGAAGAAAGAGAAGGAAAUUCAAGCUAAGGAAGCUGAACUGAAGAGGAGGGAACAGGAUCUGAAAAGAAAGGAAGAUGCCAUAAAACGAGCUGGGAUCAUUAUAGAGGAAAAAAAUUGGCCACCAUUCUUUCCUAUAAUUCACCAUGAUAUUGCAAAUGAAAUUCCAAUCCAUCUACAAAGGUUGCAGUAUGUGGCAUUCAUGACAAUGUUGGGUCUUGUAGUUUGUCUUGGCUGGAAUGCAGUAGCUGUUACCUUGGCUUGGACCAAAGGAGAAGGUCCAACAAUCUGGUUUCUUGCUAUCAUCUAUUUCAUAUCAGGUGUCCCUGGCGCAUAUGUAUUAUGGUACCGUCCCCUCUAUCGGGCAAUGAGGACUGAUAGUGCAUUGAAAUUCAGUUGGUUUUUCUUGUGCUACAUGUUUCACAUUGGAUUCUGCAUCAUUGCUGCUGUUGCACCCCCCAUCCUUUUUAAGGGGAAAUCUUUGACUGGUGUCUUGCCUGCAAUUGAACUUUUAAGCGAGAAUGCUCUGGUUGGGAUUUUUUACUUCAUCGGAUUCGGAUUCUUCUGCACGGAGUCACUGGUGAGCGUAUGGGUCAUUCAGCAAGUGUACAUGUAUUUCCGGGGAAGUGGCAAAGCUGCAGAGAUGAGGAGAGAAGCCGCCAGACAAACAAUGAUGGCGACACUAACAUGACACAACUCCAUGUUCCUCGUAUAUAGCAAACUCCAUUGUUCAUCUCGGGUAUGUAGGAUAGACUUAAACAUCUGCAUCUGAUUAAUUGGCCUUUUCAAGUUCCUUUUCAUUUCGAGUAGUAAAAGUGUGUUUACUAUGCAAAGCUCUUAACGAGUUGCUUCACUUAGAAAAUGUGAUAAAGUUUACGUAAAUGUAAUGGACCUCGAUUGGGUGCAUGGGACUAGGGAG
Cuscuta campestris is the source of this 1404-nucleotide messenger RNA. Lineage: Eukaryota; Viridiplantae; Streptophyta; Magnoliopsida; Solanales; Convolvulaceae. The record is from the annotation of a GenBank genome assembly.